Molecule: messenger RNA, 2222 nt
Organism: Anoplopoma fimbria (sablefish)
Lineage: Eukaryota; Metazoa; Chordata; Actinopteri; Perciformes; Anoplopomatidae
Gene: plrg1
Product: pleiotropic regulator 1
Exons: 15
Coding region: 168-1700 (510 amino acids)
Biological process (GO): mRNA splicing, via spliceosome
Cellular component (GO): Prp19 complex; precatalytic spliceosome; catalytic step 2 spliceosome
Molecular function (GO): protein binding
Source: RefSeq, a predicted model, not a curated record
UCCAGCUGCUGUUGGUAAUGUUUACUUCCGGGUCUAACGUCGCCGGCUUGUGGAGAUGGCCAUGUUUUCAGGACUGUGAUACAUUUUUGAGAGCGAGCAAACAACAAUCUAUUAAAGAAAAUUAGUUUCUUCAGCUGUGGAGUUGUAUCCGUGUUGAUAUCACCACGAUGGCCGAGGAUGUCCAGAAGCACUCAGUCCACACUCUGGUGUUCAGGUCCCUGAAGAGGACGCAUGAUAUGUUUGUGUCCGACCACGCGAAGUCCAUCGCACUGGACGAGGAAAGCCACAAGAUGAAGAUGGCGGUGAAACUGAAAGCGGAUUACAGUGCGGUCUUACACAUGCCUGUCCUAAAGGAAGGGACAGACAGAGUGACUGGCAGUAUGCUUGGUCACCAGAGCUACACACAGCCAGGGGACGACCCAGAAUACCUGAUCACCGGCACACAUGCUUUCCCCUCUGGACCUGGAGUAGCCCUGACUGCUGACACAAAGAUGCACAGGAAUCCAAGUGAGGGAGGAGUCCACUCCAUGGCGCUGGCUUUGCCACCAUCACAAGCCAGGCAGGACAUUAGCCGCACUGCUGCCAGUGUUGGUGACAUCCAUCGACAUGCAGGAGGAGCAGAGAGAUCUCACCCCCAGUCAUCUUCUGUGUCGCUGUUGGAAGGAGGCGGCACCAGAAAUUCUGCGCUCGCGAGGAAAGCACCCACCAUGCCGAAACCCCAGUGGCAUCCACCAUGGAAACUGUUUCGGGUCAUCAGUGGUCACCUUGGCUGGGUGAGAUCCAUCGCUGUGGAGCCUGGGAAUCAGUGGUUCGUCACCGGGUCUGCUGAUAGAACCAUUAAGAUCUGGGACCUGGCCAGCGGGAAACUGAAACUCUCCCUGACCGGACACAUCAGUACAGUGCGUGGUGUGGCGGUCAGCAACCGUAGCCCUUACCUGUUCUCCUGUGGAGAAGACAAGCAAGUCAAGUGUUGGGAUCUGGAGUAUAACAAGGUCAUCAGGCACUACCACGGACAUCUCAGUGCUGUGUAUGAUAUCGACCUACAUCCAACUAUUGACGUGCUGGUGACGUGCAGCAGAGACGCCACAGCGAGGGUUUGGGACAUCAGGACAAAAGCUAACGUGCACACACUGACCGGCCACACCAACACUGUGGCCACAGUGAGAUGUCAGGCUGCAGAACCACAAAUCAUCACUGGCAGCCACGAUUCCACCAUCAGACUGUGGGAUUUGAUCGCUGGAAAAACAAGAGCAACUCUGACGAACCACAAGAAGUCUGUCCGAACUCUGGCGCUGCACCCCAGACAAUACACCUUUGCCUCUGGUUCAGCCGACAACAUCAAGCAGUGGAUGUUCCCAGAUGGCAACUUCAUCCAGAACCUGUCGGGCCACAACGCCAUCAUCAACACCCUCGCUGUUAAUUCUGACGGCGUGUUGGUGUCUGGAGCCGACAAUGGAACCAUCCACAUGUGGGACUGGAGAACAGGCUACAACUUCCAGAGGAUUCAUGCAGCUGUGCAGCCGGGAUCUCUGGACAGCGAGUCGGGCAUCUUCGCCUGCAUGUUCGACAACUCAGAGAGCCGACUGAUCACCGCCGAGGCCGACAAGACCAUCAAAGUAUACAAAGAGGACGAUACCGCGACGGAAGAAAGCCAUCCAGUCAACUGGAAACCAGAAAUCCUCAAGAGAAAACGAUUCUAAACCAUUUUUUAUUUGCUCCUCUUGUCACAGUAACAUUGAUAAAUUUUGUUCCUACCAAACUUCCUGUUGUAGAUAAGCCCAUCAAGUUUUGCCUGCUACUCGUUUUUCAUAACAACUAAUGCGUCUUUUUGACAGAAGCGACCACAUCGUCCCGUUUUAUGCCAAAAACCAUUUGCAGUCUUCAUUGUACGAUGUGAGUCCAAUAAAGUGGCCGUUUUGAACUGCGAGGAACUUCCCAGAGUGUUUGUUCUUGAUGAUGACGGCUCUCUGGUGGCUCUGGUCCGUCUGAUCCACCAACAUCAGCCACUCUUCAGCCGCAGACGGACUGACCUCCGAGUGGAGCUCAUUCCUGUCGGGGUCAAACCCUGCAGAAGGAAACAUAGUAGGAAAAAAAAAAAAAAUAGUAUUGCCUCAAAUUUGCCAGUUGUACAGACACUGAAACCAACGGCGCCCUUUUUUUUUCUGGCUUGAAAUGUGAAGUUUAUUUUUGUUCAGUUUAAUAAAAACGACAUUUUUCACAUA